AAAAUUGGAUCAAUAUGAUGACCAAAAAACUUUCAAUACAAAGCCUCAAAAUUUCGAUUUUCUUGGUGUUCGUAUGGUGGGCGGCGCCGGUAGCCGCCACUCCGCCGGAGGAACCCAUCCGGUGCGGCGGCGGCGGCGCAAAUUGCACCAUCACGAAUUCGAUCGGCGUAUUCCCCGAUCGGAGCAUCUGCCGCGCCGCCAGCGCCGUGUACCCUUCGUCGGAGGCGGAGCUUGUAGCGGCGGUGGCGACGGCCGUCGCCGCCGGCCGGAAAAUGAAAGUGGCGACACGGUACUCCCACAGCAUCCCAAAACUGGUCUGUCCCGACGGCGACGACGGAGUGCUGAUCAGCACCAAGAACCUUAACGCCGUCGUCGGCGUCGACGCGGCGGCGAUGACGAUGACGGUGGAGAGUGGGGUUACUCUGAAGCAGCUGAUCGGCGCGGCGGCGGACGCCGGCAUGGCGGUGCCGUACGCGCCGUACUGGUGGGGCCUGACGGUGGGGGGCCUGCUCGGCACCGGCGCCCACGGCAGCUCCCUGUGGGGGGCCGGGAGUCAGGUGCACGAUUACGUCGCCGGACUGAGGAUCGUGACGGCGGCCGGCGCCGGCGACGGUUAUGCAAAAAUUAGGGUUUUGGAAAAUGGGAAUCCCGAGCUCGAUGCAGCUAAGGUUUCUUUGGGAGUUUUGGGUGUUAUUUCACAGGUCACGUUAAAAUUGCAACCAAUGUUCAAACGUUCUUUGAGGUACGUUACGAGAAAUGAUUCCGAUUUAGGCGACUUGGCCGGAAGCUUCGGGAGAUUACAUGAAUUUGCAGACUUGAUUUGGCAUCCGAGUGAGAGGCGCGUUGUGUGUCGCAAUGAUGACCGUGUCUCCCUCAACACGGCCGGCAAUGGACUCUAUGAUUUUUAUGGCUUUCGUUCCACAACCCAACUUGUUGUGUCCGCAUUAAGAACUCAAGAGGAGACACAAGAAUCCCUCGGCGACGCUGAUGGAAAAUGCAUAAACGGGAGGCUUACUUCUUUUGCUUUAACGACUUUGGCUUAUGGACUCACCAACAAUGGAGCUAUAUUCACGGGCUAUCCGGUGAUCGGCUACCAAAAUCGGAUGCAAGCAUCGGGAUCGUGCCUUGACAGCCCCAACGAUGGAAGGGCAACGGUGUGCCCAUGGGACUACCGUGUCAAGGGUCUCUACUAUCACCAAACCACAUUUAGCAUCGCCUUGUCUGUUGUUAAAAAUUUCAUCACCGAUGUGCAGAAGCUCGUCGCUCUAUACCCAAAGUCUUUGUGUGGUCUCGACUUGUACAAUGGGAUUCUCAUGAGGUAUGUGACCGCCUCCACGGCCUACUUUGGAAAGCAAGAAGAGGCGCUCGACUUUGACAUCACGUACUAUAGAAGCAAGGACCCUCAAACGCCGAGGCUUUUUGAGGACAUCUUGGAGGAAAUUGAGCAGAUGGCAAUAUUCAAGUACCGGGCAUUGCCACAUUGGGGGAAGAAUCGGAAUGUGGCAUUUAUUGGGGCAAUCGACAAGUACAAAAAUGCGAAUAAAUUUUUGAAGAUUAAGACAAUGUAUGAUCCACAAGGUUUGUUUUCGAGUGAUUGGACCGAUCAAAUUCUUGGACUAAAAGAUGGCUUGAUCAUUGAGAAGGAUGGAUGCGCCCUCGAAGGGCUAUGUAUUUGUAAGGAAGAUGCGCAUUGCGCGCCUCGGAAGGGUUACUUGUGUCGACCGGGUAAAAUUUACAAAGAAGCAAGAGUUUGUACCAAAGUUUAAGUGUCUAGAAUGUAUGCUUUAUUUGUAAGAACCUUACUUGGUCAUGUACAUUGAUAUCGUAAUAGCUCAAAGAAUAUUAGUAGAUAGUAUAGACAAACACACAUUAGAAAAUUUAAUUGACAAUAUGAACCAA
This is a messenger RNA of Andrographis paniculata, 1899 nucleotides long. RefSeq names its product probable L-gulonolactone oxidase 6. The record is from RefSeq and is a predicted model, not a curated record. Lineage: Eukaryota; Viridiplantae; Streptophyta; Magnoliopsida; Lamiales; Acanthaceae. The transcript is spliced from 5 exons. Gene Ontology annotation, molecular function: FAD binding; D-arabinono-1,4-lactone oxidase activity. Gene Ontology annotation, cellular component: membrane. The coding region runs from base 15 to 1766 and encodes 583 amino acids.